Messenger RNA from Ochotona curzoniae (black-lipped pika), 3119 nucleotides. It is a transcript of the gene RAB9B, whose product is annotated as RAB9B, member RAS oncogene family. Gene Ontology annotation, cellular component: lysosome; phagocytic vesicle; late endosome. The record is from RefSeq and is a predicted model, not a curated record. Gene Ontology annotation, biological process: retrograde transport, endosome to Golgi; Rab protein signal transduction. The transcript is spliced from 2 exons. Gene Ontology annotation, molecular function: GTP binding; GTPase activity. Lineage: Eukaryota; Metazoa; Chordata; Mammalia; Lagomorpha; Ochotonidae. Bases 464 to 1069 code for a protein of 201 amino acids.
UCCUCUACACCUUCCCUUUUUGAAUAUCUUCUAUUAUAAAAAUCAUAUACUUUAUUUUAUUUAUUUUUACUUGUAGUGAAGCUUUAAUAGAGAGGCAAUAUAAAACCAAGAAAAAUCCUAUAGAACACUGUCAAAUUAAGAAAAGUUAAAGUCCCUGCAAUAAAAUUAUUUUGUUCAUGUUAAACAUUCAUAGCUUUUUAAAUUCUAGUGUAUUUGUGAAAAGCAUCAUUGGCAAGUAACUUGAGACUACUUCAUUUUUUCCCUGACAUGAAUGCAUUUUCAUAUAUAGCCUUAAACUUGGUUUCAUUAUAGAUUCUAAAAAAUAAUGUUUGCUAUUCUGUUUUUUAGAGCCUUGAAAAGAAAGAAUAAAACAACAGGAAAAAAAAGAAAAGGAUUAAAACUGUGACAAAAAUACAACUAGGUUCUCUGGGUUAGGAACUCCUCUCUGACUGGUGCUGUAACAAUGAGUGGGAAAUCCCUGCUCUUAAAGGUCAUCCUCUUGGGUGAUGGUGGAGUUGGGAAAAGCUCACUUAUGAACCGUUAUGUAACCAAUAAAUUUGACUCCCAGGCUUUUCACACCAUAGGGGUAGAGUUCUUAAAUCGAGAUCUAGAGGUAGAUGGACGCUUUGUAACCCUCCAGAUUUGGGACACUGCGGGGCAGGAACGUUUCAAGAGCCUCAGGACACCAUUCUACAGGGGAGCAGACUGCUGCCUCUUGACCUUCAGCGUGGAUGACCGGCAGAGCUUCGAGAACCUCGGAAACUGGCAGAAAGAAUUCAUCUACUAUGCAGACGUGAAGGACCCUGAGCAUUUCCCCUUUGUAGUUCUGGGUAACAAGGUAGACAAAGAGGAUAGGCAAGUGACUACUGAGGAGGCACAAGCCUGGUGCAUGGAGAAUGGGGAUUACCCUUAUCUAGAAACAAGUGCCAAAGAUGAUACGAAUGUGACAGUGGCCUUUGAAGAAGCUGUCAGGCAGGUGUUGGCUGUCGAGGAACAGCUGGAGCAUUGCAUGUUGGGUCACACCAUUGACUUGAACAGUGGCUCCAAAGCAGGAUCUUCAUGCUGUUAAAAGUAGGGAGCCUUUUCGAAGCAUGCCCCAAAUUGGUCAAUCAGCAGUGCAAGAAUAACUGGGGCCCUUUUAGGGUGCACACACACACACACACACACACACACACAAGGGUAAGACAGAAGGUUCUGAUUGCAAAACAGAGCCUUUCCAGUUGAAGUUGUGGAGUGAUUUCUUUUAAAUGCUUUAUCGAGCCAAUUGUAUUUUGCUUAAUGUCUGCUGUUUCUCCUUCUUGUGUGUCUCAGGACAUUUUGGAACGUUUCUGCGCUGACAGAUCUGAACAUUUUUUUGAUAUCACAGUUUAAACCUAGACACAGCUGCAUAAAGGAGUUAAAGAGCUACAGCUACCCCUUAAAGCAAUCCAUUAAUCAAUUAAUAAAUAUCACCAUCAGACUCUUGCCAAACAGUUUCUGACAUUUCUGCCAAAGGGAAAAAUAGAAGAUCCUGAGCUAUUACUAUAAAUAGUGAUGCAAAGAUUUCUCAGAUCUGAUUUAUAAAGAAGUUAUAUAAUGGGUAAGAAUGUAAAAGCAAGUGAUGUGCCCUUGUUUAACUACUUAUCAAUGGUUUGCUCCCAUCUGAGCCUGGUUUUAAAAAGUUACUAUCUCAACUAAGAGAUAUUCUGAUGACACUGGAAAUUGAUUUAUUCCUUGUUUUUGAAGUCAUAGGAUACUGGUGAGUGGAUUGUGCUUAAAUAUGCCAACCCCCUUUUCCAAAUACACAUUUGGUCUGCUUUUACUUAAGAAGUCUAUUUCUGCUGCAUAGAAAUGUUGCUUCUCUGACCUCUUAUCAAUUUAGCAGUGCUGCUUCAGUAUAUGGCUUUGGGCACAGCGUUUCUGCUCACAAUUUAGAGGAUCCUUUGGACUCAUGGAGAACGUUUCUCACAAGACUGGAGGACUGUGGGCUUUUCUUACAAGGUUCCUUAACUCAAUUAUUUUUCAUAGAAGAAGGAAUUGAUGUCUGGAUUUUGUGUUAUAUAUUCAGCUGGCCAAACAAGGACAUUGAAAGUGUCAAAAUGGCAACUUUGAACCCUGUGUUACACAAAUCUUUCAUAUUUAGAGUUGUCCAGCAGUGGAAUGGAUUGCCUUAAUAGUGAGCUCCCUUCCCGUGAGACUAUUCAGUGAAUGACCAUCUGUUAUAAAUACCAUAGAAAGAAUGUGUAUACUGGCUACAUGUUUAUUAUAAGAACCCUUUCAUCCCUGGGUUCUAUGAAUCUAUCAACUAUGUGAAUGCCACAUUGUGAGUAGAUUUUCUGAAGAUAGCAGCUAAGACUAUGGAGCGGGACUGUAAAAAUUCUCAAAACAUUCUGUGAUCUGCCUUUAACAGCAGCCACGUAGCUCUUCCUUUUGCUUUUGCCCCGUGGCAGAAAAAAAUUCUAAAUCUCUGAGUAACCUUUGUAACAUGAUGUAAGCAUCCUGAAGACACCACCUUAAAAUACAAAAAUGGUUGGACAAUUUUUGAUGAUGAUGAUUUCCAUGUGUAUACUAUGCCAUGAACAUACAGUCUAGUUCUUGUUGGUUGAUCUGUUUGUCCUGCAUAGCUUUUAAUCUGUAUUUUAAAACAUUGGUGAUAAAACAAAUAAUGAUCCAAGAUAGUGAAUGAUGGAACUACCCCCAGAAAAAGAUCUAGGCCAGGGAGGGGUGGGAGCUUUCACAGGAAUACAGCCUAGAACUCUCCAUUGUAGCCACAUGUGGAAUCAGCCUUACGUGUGGGACCUUCUGUGCUUUAAGAGCUCUGGGACCUUUUGGCCACAUAGAGAAGAGGAGGACAAUAUUUCAACCUAGUCAUUUUUAAUAUUUUCAAUUAAAAGAGUCCUUCCCCAUUGUCCAACUAAUUGAUGCUAGAAUUGAUACCCCACAGCUCUUAAGUAUCGGUUCCUAUCCUGCCUAUGCCUAUAGCCAGCCACAAUGGUUUCCAAGUUCUAUGAUCAUUUUGCUACUAUCACGUUAGGAUGAAAAUCUGUACGCCAGAACUGUUAAAUGCUAAUUAUUUUUAAGCGCAUGAGACCUGGGGCCUUCUCUUUCUACUUGCACUCUGCUUAUAAUGGUUUCUAUCU